Trifolium pratense (red clover) is the source of this 1396-nucleotide messenger RNA. Its product is annotated as cytochrome P450 71A1-like. NCBI's taxonomy places the organism in Eukaryota, Viridiplantae, Streptophyta, Magnoliopsida, Fabales, Fabaceae. Bases 323 to 1282 code for a protein of 319 amino acids. The record is from RefSeq and is a predicted model, not a curated record. The transcript is spliced from 2 exons. Gene Ontology annotation, molecular function: heme binding; iron ion binding; monooxygenase activity.
AAUAUUGAAUUGAACACAUAAAAUUAAAAACUACUCUUUUCGUAACACUUUAUAAGUAAAAAUAUACUUUUUAGGUUCAUUGUAUAUUUAAUGUAUCUAGUCUAUAUUAUGAAUCAGAUAAAUUAAAUAUACAAUGAACCUGAAAGUGUAUUUUUUCAUAUAAAGUGUUACGGAGGAAGUAUGUCUUUUAAAUCAAAACAAUCUUAGCCUUUAAUUUUAGAUUAGGCAGCCGACAUUAUAAAGUGCUUAUGUUAAAUUUCCCCUAUAACAUGAAGAGUCUUAUAAAUUUGGAAGAUAGAGGUGGAGUUUGUAAGGUUGCAUCAUGUGGUUUCUUGUGCUUCUUUCUCUGUUGCCAAUCUUUAUUCUAUUUAUCAUCCAUAUACACAAAACAAAGAGUACUAGAAGAACAUCAUUAAUUCCACCAGGUCCUAAACCACUUCCUAUAAUUGGAAAUCUACACCAAAUUGACCCUUCAUCACCACAUCACUCCUUAUGGCAACUUUCCAAACAUUAUGGACCUAUCAUGUCUUUGCACCUUGGCUAUAUCCCAACCUUAGUUGUUUCUUCAUCAAAAAUGGCAAAAGAAGUGUUGCAAACCCAUGACCUUAAAUUUGCAAGUAGACCAGCUUUCCUAGGACUAAGAAAAUUGUCUUACAAUUGUUUAGAUUUGGCUUUUGCACCUUAUAGCCCUUAUUGGAAAGAAAUGAAAAAACUUUGUGUUCUUCAUCUAUUUAGCUCUCAACGUGUUCAUUCUUUUAGACCCAUUAGAGAAAAUGAAGUGGUCCAAUUGAUUCAAAAGUUGUCACAAUAUGAUGGUGAUGAAAAAGGUGUUAACUUAAGUGAAAAAAUGAUGUCUUUCACAAAUACACUUAUAUGUAAGAUAGCUUUAGGGAAAAAAUAUGUUUUUGAUUAUGAGGAAGAAGUUGAAUUGGGAAGUGAACAAAGGAGAAGUAAAUUGCAAAUUUUGCUUAAUGAAGCUCAAGCUUUGUUAACUGAAUUUUACUUUUCAGAUCAUUUUCCUUUGUUAGGUUGGGUUGAUAAAGUCAAAGGAACUAUUUGGAGGCUUGACAAAACUUUCAAGGAAUUGGAUUUGAUAUACCAAAGAGUCAUUGAUGAUCAUAUGGAUAAUUUAGCAAGGCCUAAAAGCAAGGAACAAGUGGCUGAUAUCAUUGAUAUAUUAUUGCAGAUGAUGAAUGAUCAAUCACUUCAUUCACUUUCUUUUGAGCUCACUUUUGACCACAUCAAAGCUUUGCUUAUGGAACAGACACAAGUUCAGCAAUAGUGGUUUGGGCUAUGACAGCAUUGAUGAACAAUCCUAGAGUGAUGAAUAAGGUUCAAAUGGAAAUCAGAAACUUAUAUGAAGAUAAAGAUUUCUUAAAUGAAGAUGAUAUUGAAA